AUGAGAAUAAACGAACACACAGCACUCCUCACCCCCCGCGUCCUACUGGUCCCCUACAGCGCACACCACGUGCCCGCCUACCAUGCUUGGAUGCAAGACCCUGCCAUCCGUGAAGCCACGGCGUCGGAGCCGCUCACGCUAGACGAAGAGUACGCGAUGCAGCGCAGCUGGCGUGACGACGCAGAUAAGCUGACGUUCAUCGUCUGCCUUGCACCACCAGCCACUCCUGACAAAGUCCAUGGCAAAGUCCACGACGCCCCGGCCGCCAUGAUUGGCGACGUGAACCUCUUCCUCGUCCCGGACGACGAGCAGGAAGACGGAGACGCCAACCCGCUCUCCGUCGUCGGCGAGCUCGAGAUCAUGAUCGCCUCGGCCGCGCACCAGAACCGCGGCUACGGCGCCGCCGUCCUGUCCGUCUUCAUGGCCUACAUCCGCCGCCGCAUCGACGGCAUCCUGGCCGAGUACUGCGCAGCGUCGCCCUCAGGCUCGAGGAAAGCGCUGCUGAAGCAUCUGCGCGUCAAGAUCGGCGCCAACAACGAGCGGAGCCUGCGUCUUUUCGAGAGGGUGGGCUUCGCGCGCCUGAGCGAGACACCCAACUUCUUCGGCGAGCUGGAGUUGAGGAGAGGUCUGGAUGUGAACGGGGAGGAGGCGAAGCGGGCCGACGCCGGCGUGGAGUUGGGCUACGAAAUUGCAGCAGAGUAG
Molecule: messenger RNA, 702 nt
Organism: Lasiodiplodia theobromae
Lineage: Eukaryota; Fungi; Ascomycota; Dothideomycetes; Botryosphaeriales; Botryosphaeriaceae
Product: N-acetyltransferase
Exons: 2
Coding region: 1-702 (233 amino acids)
Biological process (GO): protein acetylation
Molecular function (GO): N-acetyltransferase activity
Source: RefSeq, a predicted model, not a curated record